Mizuhopecten yessoensis (Yesso scallop) is the source of this 2722-nucleotide messenger RNA. Its product is annotated as N-acyl-phosphatidylethanolamine-hydrolyzing phospholipase D-like. Gene Ontology annotation, molecular function: N-acylphosphatidylethanolamine-specific phospholipase D activity; zinc ion binding. The transcript has 6 exons. Gene Ontology annotation, cellular component: membrane-bounded organelle; cytoplasm. Gene Ontology annotation, biological process: N-acylphosphatidylethanolamine metabolic process; N-acylethanolamine metabolic process. The coding region runs from base 172 to 1245 and encodes 357 amino acids. Lineage: Eukaryota; Metazoa; Mollusca; Bivalvia; Pectinida; Pectinidae. The record is from RefSeq and is a predicted model, not a curated record.
UUUCGUUUUGUACCAGCACAGCACAGAGUGACAGAAGAUGUAACUACCGUUUGACUCAUACGUCAUGUGACAUGAUUUCACGAGUCCUGUACUAUCACUGAGUUUAUUUCAAUUAUCACAGACGUGUGUGGAUUGUGGAAAGUUUGACAGAGAACCUACCUAAAAAUUGACAUGACAGAAACAACUGCACUGAGUGAGGAGGUACAGCCGGAGGUGAAAUACUGUGGCAGAUAUAAAUGUCCUUGGACAGAUUGGGAAUACCCAAAUGGUGUUAACUUUGCCUUACGAAGUCUUAUUCCUGAUGAAAAAUGGACUGAUAAAAGUAACAUACCAAGUGCGGAGGAUCUGGACUGUAAACUACCAGUGCAGGAUCCAGAUUUCGACAAAUUGAAGAAUCCGCCUACUUCUGGCGUCCAGGCCACGUGGAUUGGUCAUGCCACUGUGUUAGUCCAGCUAGACGGUAUCACUGUACUGACCGACCCAGUCUUCAGUGAUUGUACAGGGCCUGUACUAAUCGGAUACAGACGUUACCGUCGGCCAGCGUGCUUAGUCGAUAAACUGCCACCCAUCAACGCUGUGAUUAUUAGUCAUAACCAUUAUGACCAUCUUGAUGUUCACUCUGUGCAAAAACUCAACGAGAAAUUUGGAGAAAAAUUAGUUUGGUAUGUUCCGAAGGGGAUCAAGACUUGGAUGGAAUCAAUGGGAUGUGGAAAUGUUGUGGAGCUGUCGUGGUGGGAGGAACACCCAGAUUGUAAUGACCAAAAAGAAGAUGUAACAUUUGCACUGACACCAGCACAGCACUGGAGUGGACGUACUCUUCUUGAUACAAAUAGGUCUCUGUGGGGAAGCUGGGUAAUCAAGGGUCCUCGCCAUAGCUUCUUCUUUGCUGGCGAUACUGGAUACUGCGACGCAUUCAGACAGAUUGGGAAAAAGUAUGGCCCCUUUGAUCUGUCUGCGAUACCUAUUGGAGCCUACUACCCAAGACAUUUCAUGGGGCCACAGCAUAUUGACCCGAAGCAAGCUGUCGACAUUCACCAGGAUAUUAAGUCUAAGAAUUCCCUAGGGAUCCACUGGGGAACCUUCAAACUCACAAAGGAGUACUACCUUGAACCAAAAGAGGAGCUGGAAAGAGAUGUAAAGAAGGCUGGGCUGUCAGAGAAUUCAUUUGUGACCAUUAAACAUGGUGAAACAAAGACUUUUGGGGAAACAGAAACAUCAUUGUCAAAUAUCAAUGUUUCCUCUUGAAACACAGAAAAUGAAUAUCAUUGAUAAAAACGUGGGCGUUUGGAGGCGUUGAAUGUCACUGACCAUAAAACACAGUAAGAGAAGGAUAUUUGGAGGAAUUGAACAUCGUUGACCAUAUAUAAAACACAGCAAAACAAGGGCGUCUAGAAGGAAUGAACAUCAUCAAUCAUAGAAUCGAUAAAACAAGGGCAUUUGGGAGGAAUUGAACAUCAUUGAACAUAAAACACAGCAAAACAAGGACGUCUAGAGGGAUUAGCAUCAUUUAUCAUAAAACACAGCAAAACUAGGACGUCUAGAGGGAUUGAACAUCAUUGAUCAUAGAAUCAGUAAAACAAGUGCAUUUGGGAGGAAUUGAACAUCAUUGAACAUAAAACACAGCAAAACAAGGACGUCUAGAGGGAUUAGCAUCAUUUAUCAUAAAACACAGCAAAACUAGGACGUCUAGAGGGAUUGAACAUCAUUGAACAUAGAAUCAGUAAAACAAGGGCAUUUGGGAGGAAUUGAACAUCAUUUAUCAUAAAACAAAGCAAAACAAGGACGUCUAGAGGGAUUAGCAUCAUUUAUCAUAAAACACAGCAAAACAAGGGCGUCUAGAAGGAAUGAACAUCAUCAAUCAUAGAAUCGAUAAAACAAGGGCAUUUGGGAGGAAUUGAACAUCAUUGAACAUAAAACACAGCAAAACAAGGACGUCUAGAGGGAAUGAACAUCAUCGAUCAUAGAAUCGGUAAAACAAGGGCAUUUGGGAGGAAUUGAACAUCAUUGAACAUAAAACACAGCAAAACAAGGACGUCUAGAGGGAAUGAACAUCAUCGAUCAUAGAAUCGGUAAAACAAGGGCAUUUGGGACGAAUUGAACAUCAUUUAUCAUAAAACAAAGCAAAACAAGGACGUCUAGAGGGAUUAGCAUCAUUUAUCAUAAAACACAGCAAAACUAGGACGUCUAGAGGGAUUGAACAUCAUUGAUCAUAGAAUCAGUAAAACAAGGGCAUUUGGGAGGAAUUGAACAUCAUUGACCAUAAAACACAGCAAAACAAGGACGUCUAGAGGGAAUGAACAUCAUCGAACAUAGAAUCAGUAAAACAAACACGUCUGGACCUGUGCCAAUACUUGCCAGAAAACAACAUCAAUUCACUAGUUUUACCCCUCCAUCACAAAGGAUCAAUUUUUGUCAAAACACAGUCAACAAUCAUGAUCCAGAAAGGGAAAAUGUUUCUGAUUGAAACAGAAGAAAGUCUGGCAAUGAUUUUUGCUGGUUUCCAAUUCUAAUUGUUUCUGCAUUGUUUUGUUUUAGUAAUUUUGUGAAUUAAACAAGUAAUGAACAGUAAUGGUAGAAAUGUCAGCAUUAUCUAAUAUUAUGUGUUGUAUUGUAUGUGUUCACUUAGUAAAUAAUAUAUCACAUUGAGUCUCCACAACAUGUUUAUUUAUCUAACUUUAGUUUGUUAAUUAUCAAAUUUUUAAAUGAAAACAAGCUGUUUUCU